Molecule: messenger RNA, 1093 nt
Organism: Egretta garzetta (little egret)
Lineage: Eukaryota; Metazoa; Chordata; Aves; Pelecaniformes; Ardeidae
Product: interleukin-8
Exons: 4
Coding region: 154-582 (142 amino acids)
Biological process (GO): inflammatory response; antimicrobial humoral immune response mediated by antimicrobial peptide; chemokine-mediated signaling pathway
Cellular component (GO): extracellular region
Molecular function (GO): chemokine activity; CXCR chemokine receptor binding
Source: RefSeq, a predicted model, not a curated record
UAAAAAAAAAAUAUAUUCUAUCAUUCUCAGCAGAAUAAUUACUCGUCAUCUAGCAAGGAGUUUCACAACAGUCAUGUGACUCACUUUUUCUUCAUCUGGGAAAUUCCUCUAACGCAACCCACAGGCUAGCAGAGCACACAUGCUGGGCACAAAAUGGUAUAUAAGCAAGAUGGAUCGGCCAGACAGGCAUCAGCAACCCUCCGGGACAAGAGAGGUCACUGCUCCACAGAACCAGAGCUAAACGAUCCAGUGAAAAACCCCGGUCUAAUCAUGAACGGCAAACUUGUGGCUGUCCUGGCUCUUUUCCUGAUUUCGGCGGCUAUGUCUCAAGGCAGGACCCUGGCAAGGAUGGGAAUGGAGCUCCGGUGCCAGUGCAUAGCCACUCACUCCAAGUUCAUCCCUCCCAGAAACAUUCAGGAUGUGAAGCUGACACAGAGCGGCCCCCACUGCAAGAACGUCGAAGUCAUAGCUACUCUGAAGGACGGCAAAGAGGUGUGCCUGGACCCCACUGCUCCCUGGGUACAAGUGAUCAUAAAGGCAAUUUUGGCCAAGGCUCAACUCAAUUCUGACUCGCCUCUCUAAGAAACGCCAAGACAGAAAAAACCUGGGAACAGCUCCUGCUCCUCUGUUGAGAGAAACAUUUGAGAAAAGCAUCAUUCAGGCAGCGUACCACCUUCCACCUUCUGCAUCAGUGUGAUUAUGUUAAUUAUGGAUUGGUUCGAUUUAUUUAUUUAUUUAUUUAUUUAUUUAACUGCAUCUAUUUAAGAAGGUCUUUCAAAAUGGUCAGUGUUGUCUGUGGGACGCGCUGUUCAUUGACACUGAAGACACUGAAUAGGAAAAGUGGUUUGCUAAAGGAAAUGAAGAACCUUUGGCAGCCACUUCAGCCAAACACAACUAGUUAAGUGCAAUGCACUUACAGCACAGCUUAUUUACAGUAAGCCUUACUGCUUUGCUAAUACACCGGCAAACUGGUAAUUCCUCCUGCUCCCCUGGAGUGCACUAGUAUGUUGUGUCAACAACAGUUUCCUGAACCACAGUCGGCCUGUGGCUAGACUGUGGUUUCUGACUUUAAAAAUCUGUAAGAGAAGGGGUU